UCCCUCACACCAGGAGAUUUAAUUCAUAAUCGGCUCCGACUUCUGUCGACUCAGUAUCGUACAUUUUUAUUAUUAUUAUGCGCCAAUGCGAAGCAUGAAUGGUGACAUAAAUCGGGCACUAUUUAAUUUAUCUUGGUAACCCUUAAUGUGCAUAAAAUAAGUUGAUAAUUAUUCCAACCAUUUAGCGAAUCACAUUACUGUAACAGAUUUGUUUUUGUUUGUUUGAACUGUACGAUCAUUCACUAAAUGCUUGUGCCUUGUAACGAGAACCAGAAAUGUGCAAUUAUUUGACAUGAUUCGCUGAGUUCAGGUUUCAAUGCUAUGAUCAUCAAAUUUCUACCUCUGCUACGAUCGGCAUACUGCGUUACCUGGCAUUUCGGAACGGAAUUUAAUGAAUAAUUUUUGUUGCUUACGUAUCAUGUGUUGAUAAUCGGCGAAGUAGAUAAAUAAAUAUAUGUAUAUAUGCUUUUCUUAUUGACAGUACUAUUUCACUGAUAAAUAGUAAGCAACAGGCUCUACAUGAGUUUUCGAAUCAACUAUGUUUGCCAAAAAAACACCAGUCUAGUGAAACAGUCUAGUUGAGAAAAAGCAAAAUUAAGUUUUUACCUCUACGCAAACAUGGCAACAUCCGAGUCGAAGGAGAAUCAUAAGAACAAUACCAAUGGAGCUCAAGACCAAUCGUUGGUUUUAAUGAUGUUCUAAGCAUGGCAAUAAUAAACCCCAGCCAUGUUGAUGCCCGUAACACUGAUAUUAUUCCUGUUGGGAUGCUUACUGAUUAGCUUAUACAGUCGAUAUGGAAAGCCUCCCGGACCAUAUGGUUUGCCAUUUAUCGGAUACUUACCAUUCAUUGAUCCUCGCAAACCGUACGAAACAUUUACUCGACUCGCAAAGCGGUACGGUCCCAUUUAUGGUUUGUGGCUGGGGCAAGUUUAUGCGAUCGUAGUUACUGAUCCUGCGCUAAUUCGUACCAUUUUGGCGCGUGAGGAAGCUACUGGUCGGGCUCCACUAUUUAUUACGCACGGCAUUAUGGGAGGUUACGGGUUAAUUUGUGCCCAAGGCAAUUUGUGGCGUGACCAGCGCCGGUUAUCAAUCGAGUGGCUUCGUCACUUGGGUAUGAUCAAAUAUGGUACAUCGCGUUUAAACCUUGAACGUAGGAUCGUAUCUGGGCUCAACGAAUUGAUCGAGGAUAUCAACAGCAGAGCAUCUAAGGAAAAACAUGGUUUCAACCCAUCGGCUAUCAUACACCACACGCUGGGUAAUUUAUUAAAUGAUCUAGUCUUUGGCAUAAAGUACGAGAAGAGCGAUACCACAUGGAAAUAUUUGCAGCAUCUUCAAGAGGAAGGCGUCAAGCAUAUUGGAGUAUCAAUGGCUGUUAAUUUCUUGCCACUGUUAAGACAUUUGCCCAGCACUCGAAAGACAAUAAAUUUUCUUCUCGAUGGAAAAACUAAAACUCACUCGAUUUAUGACACAAUCAUCGCUGAACAGCGCAACAAAAUGCGUACCCCGGAUGCGCCACAUGAACAAGAGCAAGAAUGCAUUUUAAAGUGCUUCUUGAAGGAAGCCGCAAAGCGGCAAGAAGCAGGCCGCCUGGAUGCCGCAUUUUGCGAUGACAUACAGCUGCGUCAUUUGAUGGCGGACCUGUUCGGAGCGGGAGUCGAUACAACAUUUACUACGAUUCGCUGGGCUUUGCUGUAUAUCGCGCUUUACCCAACGGUUCAGCAGCGCCUCCGAGAAGAGCUAAAACAAAGGUUGGUCGCGAGUGAGUCACCUUCGUUGAAUGAUGUGGAAGCAUUGCCCUACUUGCGCGCUACCAUUGCGGAAGUGCAACGUAUUCGUACCGUUGUACCAGUCGGCAUACCACACGGCACAACAAAGGAAAUCUUUGUCGCAGGUUUUAAGAUACCCGCCAAUACGAUGAUUAUGCCGCUGAUCUGGGCUGUGCACAUGAACCCUGCGCUGUUCGAGGCGCCCAAUAGCUUCAAACCGGAACGCUUUCUAGAUCCAGAAGGGCGCUUUACGACCCCAAGCUACUUUCUCCCAUUUCAGGUUGGGAAACGCAUGUGCUUGGGCGAUGAACUGGCCAGAAAUAUUCUGCACCUCUACGUCGCACAAAUAGUGCGUCAUUACGAUUGGUUUAGCAUCGCUCCCGAGGAUGUGAGUACGAUCGAUUUGACAGGAACGUGUGGCAUAACGCUGAUGCCGCCAGAUUAUCGUGUAAUUUUCUCAACACCAGCAAAACAUUAAACGUUCUUUGCACUUUGAGUCUUUUUUAUUACCAUUAUGCUUAACUUACGUCAUGUGUUACGAGUAAAACGACGCGUUUGUUAAUCAUCGCAUGCACCAGCAGCAAUUUACAUUCCUGGGAUGUCCUUGUCCUUUAGCUUUUGUACCUAUGGAUAGUUGCUACAGAAACAGCGUAACAAAAUAAAUAAACUAAGGCACUAUUCUGUUCCUAUUACCUUGUUGUAGCAACAAUCGCCGAAAAUAUUACUCUAUUGCUCUUAAAUAUAACAGUUUCGAUGUUGGUUGUAAAAAAAAACUUAAAGACUGGCAAUACCAGUUAAGGUCUCACAUUCGCGCAAUCAUUUUGCUUGCACACAAGCUGUUUCGUUUAUUCAGGAGUGCUGUGUGCUGUGAAACGCCGAUGUCAAGGUUUAUUUACUUCCAUAGCAAUAAAAGUACCUCAAAAAUAUUAAAUUAA
This is a messenger RNA of Anopheles stephensi (Asian malaria mosquito), 2701 nucleotides long. RefSeq names its product cytochrome P450 306a1 (gene phtm). Gene Ontology annotation, biological process: xenobiotic metabolic process. The record is from RefSeq and is a predicted model, not a curated record. Gene Ontology annotation, cellular component: cytoplasm; intracellular membrane-bounded organelle. Lineage: Eukaryota; Metazoa; Arthropoda; Insecta; Diptera; Culicidae. Bases 727 to 2244 code for a protein of 505 amino acids. The transcript has 6 exons. Gene Ontology annotation, molecular function: oxidoreductase activity, acting on paired donors, with incorporation or reduction of molecular oxygen, reduced flavin or flavoprotein as one donor, and incorporation of one atom of oxygen; heme binding; iron ion binding.